UUUAUGAUUGACAAAAAAAAAAAGGAAUUUAUGGAAAGUACCUGUAAAACAAUCCGAUGGGCAUAGCAACAAAUUUAAAUGCGAGGCAGAGCCAAAGAAAAACAAAGUCCAAAAACAUUUUCAGAUGGCAACGGACCUCUCGUCUUCCUCCACACUACUCUUAUCCAGAAACUGCAAAACUCCGCCGUUUUACCAUACAACAAACUCUCUUUCCCUAUCCAAAACUCACCAUCUCUACGCUUCCCGAAACGCCGUCGUUUCUAGGCUUCGACUCCUUUGUCAGACUACAGGAUCAACACAGUCCACACCAACAAGUGGUGUCUCCGACUUGCAAUUCGCUGCUCAAGUUGGACAACAUCGUCUUUCCAAGGUUCCUAUCUCGAAUAUAAGGAAUUUUUGCAUAAUAGCACAUAUUGAUCAUGGAAAAUCAACUUUGGCUGAUAAAUUGCUUCAAGUUACUGGGACUGUCCAGCAGCGGGAGAUGAAGGAGCAGUUUCUUGAUAACAUGGAUUUAGAAAGAGAGAGAGGCAUUACCAUCAAAUUACAGGCAGCUAGGAUGCGUUAUGUUUACGAAAAUAAACCAUAUUGCCUGAAUUUGAUUGAUACACCUGGGCAUGUAGACUUUUCCUAUGAGGUUUCUCGUUCUUUAGCUGCUUGUGAGGGUGCCCUACUGGUCGUUGAUGCUUCUCAGGGAGUGGAAGCGCAAACCCUGGCUAAUGUUUAUCUGGCCUUGGAAAACAAUCUAGAAAUUAUUCCUGUCUUAAACAAAAUAGAUCUACCAGGAUCCGAGCCAGAUCGUGUUAUUCAGGAGAUUGAAGAGGUUAUUGGUUUAGAUUGUAGCAAUGCAAUACGAUGCUCUGCAAAGGAGGGAAUAGGUAUAAUUGAUAUUCUGAAUGCAAUUGUUGAACGAAUUCCUUCACCUCGUAAUACUGCUGAAAUGCCGUUGAGGACUUUAAUAUUUGACAGUUACUAUGAUCCAUAUCGUGGAGUUAUUGUGUAUUUUCGGGUCCUAGAUGGGAGUAUAAAGAAAGGUGACAGAAUUUAUUUUAUGGCCAGUAAAAAGGACUACUUUGCUGAUGAAAUUGGAGUUCUGUCUCCCAAUCAGAUGCAAGUGGAAGAACUGUAUGCGGGUGAAGUAGGCUACCUCUCUGCUUCCAUAAGAUCAGUAGCAGAUGCCCGGGUGGGUGAUACUAUUACUCACUACAAUAGAAGGGCACAGAGCUCGUUACCUGGGUACAAGGAAGCCACUCCAAUGGUGUUCUGCGGCUUGUUUCCAGUUGAUGCAGACCAGUUUCCUGAGGUACGUGAUGCGUUGGAAAAACUACAGCUCAAUGAUGCUGCACUAAAGUUCGAGCCUGAAACAUCAAGUGCCAUGGGUUUUGGCUUUAGGUGUGGGUUCCUAGGUCUUCUCCACAUGGAAAUUGUUCAGGAAAGGCUUGAGAGGGAAUACAAUCUGAGCUUAAUAACUACUGCUCCAAGUGUGGUAUACAGGGUGAACUGUGUAGACGGUGAUACUGUUGAGUGCUCAAAUCCAUCUUUGCUUCCUGAACCUGGAAAACGAAGAUCAAUUGAGGAGCCGCUUGUUAAGAUUGAAAUGCUUACACCAAAAGAUUAUAUUGGUCCACUUAUGGAGCUGGCUCAAGAUAGGAGAGGAGAGUUUAAAGAAAUGAGAUUUAUAACAAAUAGUAGAGCAUCAAUUACGUAUGAAUUACCGCUAGCUGAGAUGGUAGGUGAUUUCUUUGAUCAGCUGAAGUCCAGGAGUAAGGGAUAUGCCAGCAUGGAGUACACUUUUAUUGGAUAUAAGGAAAGUGAUUUAAUAAAGCUUGAAAUUCAGAUAAAUGGCGAUCCGGUGGAACCAUUGGCUACUAUUGUGCACAAGGAUAAGGCAUAUCCUGUGGGGAGGGCUUUGACUCAAAAAUUGAAAGAGCUUAUACCACGACAAAUGUUUAAAGUGCCCAUCCAAGCAUGCAUAGGUUCAAAAGUUAUUGCCAGUGAAGCCUUACCAGCAAUUAGGAAGGAUGUCUUGGCUAAAUGCUAUGGAGGGGACAUUUCAAGGAAGAAGAAAUUGCUCAAGAAACAGGCUGAAGGGAAGAAAAGAAUGAAGGCAAUAGGUAAGGUAGAUGUACCUCAAGAAGCUUUCAUGGCCGUGUUGAAACUUGAAAAGAAGGUACUAUGAUAAUUAUAACUCCCCGGCUUGCUUGUAAUAUGCUUCCAGUUAAUGCAAUUUGAUAUUUGGACGGAAAAGAAAGUGUGCCAUUUUUAUGUCUUA
Molecule: messenger RNA, 2269 nt
Organism: Ricinus communis (castor bean)
Lineage: Eukaryota; Viridiplantae; Streptophyta; Magnoliopsida; Malpighiales; Euphorbiaceae
Product: translation factor GUF1 homolog, chloroplastic
Exons: 22
Coding region: 125-2176 (683 amino acids)
Biological process (GO): positive regulation of translation
Molecular function (GO): ribosome binding; GTPase activity; GTP binding
Source: RefSeq, a predicted model, not a curated record